UACUGGCUAUACCACCCAGUCCAUCGCCUCCUCUUAAUUUUUUUGUAAGAGAAGGAGAUAAGGUGGAGGAGAUGAGGAAGAUCAGUUCUCCAUGACUUCGUUGCGUCCGUCAAUGUCUGGUGGCAGUGUAACGUUUCAAACUCCUAAUCUGAAGAAUUUGCCAUAAAUUUUGUUCGGCUAUAGUUAACCGGCAAAAUACUGGCCAUGCCACCUGAAGCGAACACCAAUGGAAAAACGGGCAAUCCGGGCCCACUCGUCAGUGACCUCAUCUUCAAAGGGUCCCCGAGCCCAGGGCCGACAAGUUGGGCAGCACCACCACCACCACCACCGUCUCCUGCAACUGCAACUGCAAGCGACCACCCACCCACCCGGCGACGCUCCGAUCCCCACGCUCCCUUUCCCGUCUCCCCAGACCCAAUCGCGCGGCGGCAGCUGCAGCAGCAGCAAGCGCCGCCGCCGGAGGAGGAGGAGGAGGAGCGGCGGUGCCGUGGGGGUGAGAUGAAGGAGGUGGUGCUCCACGUGUACGACGUGACGAACAGCGACUCGGAGAAGACGAACAACACCAUUCUCCAGAUCAACCGCAUCUUCAAGGACCGCAUCGGCCUCGGCGGCAUCUUCCACAGCGCCGUCCAGGUGUAUGGCGAGGAGGAAUGGUCGUUCGGGUUCUGCGAGAACGGCAGCGGCGUGUUCAGCUGCCCCGUGGGGAAGAACCCCAUGUACACCUACCGCGAGCGCAUCGUCCUCGGGGAGACGGAGUGCGGCAUUGCCGCCGUGAACCGGAUCCUGCGUGAGCUCAGCCGCGAGUGGCCGGGCCACUCGUACGACCUCCUCUCGAGGAACUGCAACCACUUCUGCGACGUGCUCUGUGAGAGGCUCGGCGUCCCCAAGCUCCCAGGUUGGAUUAAUCGUUUUGCCAAUGCUGGUGAUACUGCUGUGGUUGUUGCUGAGAACACAGCAGUUAAGUUCAGGCAGGCUAAAACAGAAAUUGUCAAUGCCAGUAGAGUAGCAUACAGAUUUAUGGCAGGCCUGGCUUCAAAAAAUCAAGCCUCACCAGAGUCCCCGGAUAAUAACCAAAACAGAGGUGGCCCUACUUUCCAGGGAGCUUGGUUCAAGAACAUUGUCUCAGCUGGCGCAAAGCCAUCUUCGAGUGGAUCAACUCCCUCACAGGACACCACUGAUGAUGGUUCCCCUUUGCAGCUGCAAAAAUCAACAGAACAAUCAACGCGGUUGUAGCGGAUGUCGCAGAGACAUAUGAACUGUUGAAUUGAAUCUGUAGUGUAACAUUAGCUAAUAUUUGUUCAAAACCUGUUGUCAAAUUGAAUCUGUAGUGUAACAGUUACUCAUAUUUGUUCAAAAACUGUUAUUCGCGCCUGAA
Messenger RNA from Phragmites australis (common reed), 1375 nucleotides. RefSeq lists its product as uncharacterized. Bases 205 to 1233 code for a protein of 342 amino acids. NCBI's taxonomy places the organism in Eukaryota, Viridiplantae, Streptophyta, Magnoliopsida, Poales, Poaceae. The transcript is spliced from 5 exons. The record is from RefSeq and is a predicted model, not a curated record. Gene Ontology annotation, biological process: protein deubiquitination. Gene Ontology annotation, molecular function: deubiquitinase activity.